This is a messenger RNA of Lactuca saligna, 3234 nucleotides long. Lineage: Eukaryota; Viridiplantae; Streptophyta; Magnoliopsida; Asterales; Asteraceae. The record is from the annotation of a GenBank genome assembly.
AUGCUUUUCUCUUCUGCUUCUUCUUCUCGUUUACUUCAGUUUCUGAUUGUUUUAGCACUAUGCUGUUGUUGCCUAUGCAGUGAAGACUCUAAUGAUCUUCUAUGUAUCGAGAGUGAGAGAGUAGCUCUUCUGCAGUUCAAAACUGAUCUGAUAGAUGCUGCCGACAGGCUCUCUUCUUGGAGCACCGGCUACAACGAUGACUGCUGCAAAUGGGUUGGCGUGGUUUGCAAUAACAUUACGGGUCAUGUCCAAGAGAUUCACCUUGGUGGGCCUGCUGAUGGGCUCCAUGGUCAUUGUCACGGUUCUUAUGAUACCGAUGCUGAACUCGAUGCAGCAUCGAAACAGAUGUUGGGUGGGAAUAUAAAUCCUUCCUUGCUGUCGUUGAAGCAGCUUAACUACUUGGACUUAAGCUGCAAUGAUUUUGGAGGGAUCCCAAUUCCUGGUUUCAUUGCGUCCAUGAGGAGUCUCAGAUAUCUUAAUCUCUCAAUGUCUCGAUUCGAUGGACAGAUCCCUCACAAUCUAGGGAAUCUGACCAUGUUGCGUAUUCUUGAUCUCAGAUUCGGGUUAUGGCAGAGCAAUUUUCCUUUGAAGAAUCUAAAGUGGCUGUCUCCUCUUCGUAUGUUGCAGCACCUUGAUUUGACUGGUUACGAUCUCAGUAGUGAAGAUGAAUGGCUACAGGUGAUGAACACUCUUCCUUCUUUGUCAGAAUUGCGUUUGUCUUCUUGUUCACUACCAAAAAUCCCUCGUCACAUAAAUACUGUUAAUUUUACAUCACUUUCCAUCCUCGAUCUCUCCUACAACACUUUCGAUACCAGUUUUCUGCCUCUCUGGAUCUUCAACCUAACUAGCCUCAUUUCCAUCGAUCUCACCAACUGCUUUUUUCAUAAUCUGGCCCCUGGAUUCGGUGUUGGUUUUCAGAAAUUGACAUCCCUUAGGGUUCUUCAUGUUUCUGGCAAUGAUGUUAUGAAUCAUUCAUCACUGCUGAAGGGGUUAUCGAGCCUAACAAAUAUUGUUUCUCUAGAUAUCAGUAGUUGCAUUCUGACACGUCCAAUCCUCCAUGACCUGCAGAAUAUGAGUUCCCUUGUUAGCCUUGACUUGUCAAACAAUAUUCUCAAUGAGUCGUUACCUACUUCAUUGGUUAAUCUGUGUAACUUAAGGUCCAUCGCACUUCAGGCUAACCAUUUGUAUGGAAGUAUAACCGAGCUUCUUCAAAACUUGUGUGAAUGUAAAUCAUCUAAGCUUGAGUCUAUAGGAUUCUGGGGCAAUGAUCUUGUUGGCUAUAUACCUGAAAAAAUUGGAGUUCUAAAGAAUCUGAUCACCUUUGAUCUUGGAAUCAACUUUUUAACCGGUCAAAUCCCAGAGUCUAUAGGAACGUUGCCAAAUCUAAAGACGUUAAUACUCAACGCCAAUUCAAUCUCUGGUCAAAUCCCAAAUUCAAUAGGAAGACUUUCGUAUUUAGAUAGGUUAGACCUGUCAAACAACCUAUUAAUCGGAAGUCUUCCUGAAAGCUUAGGUAACCUUUCGAGAUUGACUUUUUUGAAUGUUUAUAACAAUCUAUUGAAUGGUUCAGUCAACUCAAAUCAGUUGACAAAUCUUACAGCGUUGAAAACUUUAUGGGGUGAGAAUAACAAGUUGACACUGCAAUUGCAACCAAAUGUUAAUGAAGAUUGGGUUCCUUCUUUCCAACUAGAUGUGUUGAGAAUUGGGUCUUGGAAUUUAGGCCCUCGUUUUCCUUCGUGGCUUCAGUUUCAGAGAAACUUGACCGAGUUAGAUAUAUCAAACACAAACAUUUCAGACGUCAUGCCAGAUUGGUUUUGGAGUACAUUCUCAAGCAUAGAUUUCUUAAACAUCUCCCACAACAGAAUCCAAGGAAAGUUGACACAAGAUCUUGAAUUCCUUGCUACAAAUGCAGUAGUAGAUCUAAGUGACAACUCUUUCUAUGGUCCAUUACCUAGCUCUUUCAACAGACCUGACAUAGAUUUUCUUGAUCUUUCAAGAAAUCAUCUUUCAGGGUCUCUACAGCAAUUCUUGUGUCCAAAGAUCCAGGAAUCAAGACAGCUAAAAGUUCUUAAUCUUGCAAACAACAACCUCUCUGGUGCUAUUCCAGAUUGUUGGGUGAACUGGGAUUCUUUAUAUGUCUUAAACUUGGAGAACAAUAGAUUAUCGGGUGGAAUCCCAAGAUCUGUGGGAGAAGUACCUUUUCUUAGAUCAUUAAACAUACGCAGGAACAAUCUUUCUGGAAAGAUACAUGUGUCUGUGAUGAGUUCAAAGAGCUUGUUAAUCAUUGAUCUUGCUGAUAACAAACUCACUGGAAUUACACUCACCCCAAACGGGAGGAAAGCUACAAGGUUGAAACUUCUAAGCCUUCGUUCAAACAUGUUGGAUGGAAAGUUUCCUAAUGAACUCUGUCAUCUCACUUCAAUUCAAAUCUUAGACCUUGCUGACAACAAUCUUUCGGGGAGCAUACCAACAUGUUUCAACAACUUCACCAUAAUGUCUGGAAAAGAAAGCUCAACUCCUAUCAUUCUCUAUGAUGAAUUCGACCAAAAUCAAGUUCUAGGAAGUGCAUCAUUGGUGACAAAGGGUAGAGAGAGUUCAUAUAGCACUAUUCUUUAUUUGGUGACAACCCUAGAUCUUUCAAGAAACAGAUUUUCUGGGAACAUUCCUGAUGAGUUGAUGGAGCUUGUGGGAUUGCGUUAUUUGAAUCUUUCGGGAAAUCAGUUGACAGGAGGGAUUCCAGAGAAUGUUGGAGGCAUGCGCUUGCUUGAAUCUUUGGAUUUGUCUUCCAACUUGCUUCAGGGAGGAAUUCCUUGGAGAAUCUCAAGUUUGACUUUCUUGAAUUGGUUAAACGUAUCUUACAACAGUUUGACAGGAAGAAUCCCAACAAGCACUCAGAUUCAGAGCUUCAAUGAGUCCAGCUUCAUUGGCAACAGGCUCUGUGGGCCUCCUCUUGAGAAUCUAUGUGGAUCAUUAGCUCAUGUUGAUGAGACAAAGGACGAAGAAAACAGGGAUGAAGGAAAUGAAGUUGAUUGGGUGUUGGUAGUGUGUUUGGUGGUUGGAUUCUUCUUUGGAUUCUGGGUGGUGGUUGGACCAUUGGCAGUGAAUAGAAUAUGGAGAAUCACAUAUUUUGGGUUCUUGAAUAAAGUAUGGCAUAAGGUUUUUGGCAUCUUUAUCUCAAAACCCAAACGUGCCACCUUGGAACCAACCGAGCUUCACCUUGGAAGCUCUUUCUGA